Molecule: messenger RNA, 990 nt
Organism: Nezara viridula (southern green stink bug)
Lineage: Eukaryota; Metazoa; Arthropoda; Insecta; Hemiptera; Pentatomidae
Source: the annotation of a GenBank genome assembly
UGAAAGUAAAAACAACUUAAGGUGAUCUGAAGCUAUCGUUUCGCUCAGUUUAGAGAUGAUCUAAUGCCAUUGAUGAGCACAGCGUUGAAUUUGAGAACUUGGCCAUUUACUAACAUAACCUUCUGCAGCUGGUUACUUAGCUUGGGUACAGUAACUGCCCAACUGUAAAGAGUUUUAGCUGAAAUAUAUUUAAUUGAUUAAUUGUUUAAUUAUUUAAUUAAACAAUUUUUGAAAGCUUAUUAUAAUGGCUGAUCAGACUGAGAGAUCCUUUCAAAAACAGCAAACAAUAUUUUUAAAUCGCAAAAAAGGAUUAGGUGUUAAAAAGAAAAACUCUUUGCGAUAUAUACGUAAUGUUGGCUUAGGUUUUAAGACACCAAGGGAGUACAGGACUCCUUAAGUUUUACAAGAACAUAAGUUUGUGAGUAAUAUGUGUAUUUAGAGUUGUUAUGUUGUAUUAUCUUCUUAUGGAAACUCUCAUGAUGUUAAAAGUUGCGAGACACCUACUUUUUUUUUACAAAUUUAGUUCAAAUUGCCAUCGAAGGAACAUAUAUUGACAAAAAAUGUCCAUUUACUGGAAACAUAAGUAUCAGAGGAAGGAUUCUUACAGGUGUUGUUAGAAAAAUGAAAAUGCAGAGAACUAUAGUUAUAAGAAGAGAUUACCUCCACUAUGUUAAGAAAUACAAUAGAUUUGAAAAAAGACACAAAAAUUUGUCUGUACAUCUUUCUCCAUGUUUCAGAGAUGUUGAAAUUGGCGAUGUUGUCACUGUUGGGGAAUGUAGACCUUUGAGUAAAACAGUAAGGUUCAAUGUUCUUAAAGUCACUAAAGGAACAGGUGCAAAAAAGGCUUUUAAGAAAUUUUAAAUAGAAUCAUGGCUGCUGAAUUAUAUUAUCCUAUCAGGAAACUUUGUGUGUAUUUGAAUCAUUAAUGCUAAAUUUUACAGAUUGUAUUUGAAACUUAACUGUUAGUAUAAGAAUUAUGUGCCAUUAUCU